GAGCAAGCGAGUUGUGCAUAGGUAGGAGAGAUGGAUGGGAGCAAGUAUCGAUCAAAGGGUUACGCCAUGGCCAACGCAGGAAGGAAGCUCCCCUACGCGUUCCUGCUGCUGCUGGCCCUUGCAGCCGGCGUGCUGAGCAUCGUCGUCCUGCAAAAGGUGAGGGAGCAGCGCAUCUUUGCCGGACGUCUCCAGGAACGUGACCGGCAGCUUGUCUCCCUGCGGAUCCUCCUCCAGAAAGAGAAGGCAUUUAACAGAGAGAUGAAGAGGAAGUUGGAAGAAAUGAAAGCCACAACCACUUCACUUAGAACUCAGAAAAUAGAGCAGAAAACAAAGCUCAAGGGUCUGGAAGCCACAGUUGCAAAUCUUAAGAAGACUCAAAAAGAAAUGGAAGCAGCUCUCGCAGAGAAAGACAACCGCAUCAACCUAAUGGAAGAGGCAGCCACAAAUCUUAAGAAGGCUCGAAGAGAACUGGAGGCAACUCUCACGGAGAAAGACAGACACAUCAGACAAAUGGACGAGAAGACCACAAAUGCUACGAACACUCAAAAAGAAUUGGAAGCAGUUCUCAAGGAGAAAGACAGCCGUAUCAGGCAAAUGGAAGAGAAAGCCAUAGGUUCAAACCCUGACCAGAUGGCAGCUCUGAUGGAAAUCCUGCAGCGGAAGGAGGCUGAACUUGAAGAGAUCAAGACUAGGUUCCAAGAUUUCAAGAAAAUAGACAGAGUAGAUGUGCAUAGUAAGAGCACUCCUGUGCAAACGAACAAUACUAGCACAACACCUAACACUGUGGUAGUAAGAAAGUCUAUGAACUCAAGCAGUGUGGCUAUUCCUGUCAAAUCUGAAGAAAAGAGAUCUGGCAAUACCACAGUAGUAGAAAGUGCCAAGCCUGAAGAAAAGAGACCUACCAAUACCACAGUAAUAGAAAGUGCCAAGCUUGAAGCAAAGAGGCCUGCCAAUACCACAGUAGUAGACAGUGCCAAGCCUGCAGAAAAGAGGCCUGCCAAUACCACAGUAGUAGAAAGUGCCAAGACUGAAGAAAAGAGACCAGCUAAUACCAUAGUAGUUGAAAGUAAGAGCUCAAAAGACAGAUCUCUAGAAGAAAAGCUAGUGAAGUUCAUGGCUAAUAUGGAAGAUGAUGGCAUACAAGGAAACUUAAAUGAUUUUGAUGACGAUAUAGAUUUUGAUGAUAUUUAUGGAGAAAGUCGUUCAAAAAAAUCUGGAUCCCCUCGAAGGAACAAGAAGUUCAUGACCAACGAUCUGGACGGCAUUGGACAGUCUGGGAACUCCCUAGAUCAGGACAGUGAUAGGGUUCGAUACAAUAGACUGCUGGAGAAGGAAAAUGCUAAACUUUCCAAGGAAACCAAGAAGAACAACACUAACGGUUCCUUGGAGAAGACCUCCAAAGCUAGCUUAGAUCAUGCUGGCCAUAACUCAUCAGAAAAGGUUGUGCAAAGGAUGGCUGGUGCUGCUGAUGUGAAGCCCAGCAUUAAUAUGCCACUGAACAAUGAUGAGGCAAAACAGCAAAACAGGAAGCAGAAGAAGAAAAAGUCUAAAUCCAAAAAGAAGAAGAUGGCUGAUACUGAAGAUACUAAUGUUGGUGGAGAAGUUGCUAAACAGAGGGCGACAGAUGCAACAUCAAUCUGAAACUAAGUUUUCGGAGCCCCAAAAGGCUGAAGAGAACCUCCUGGAUAUUCAGAGACAAGAAGAGCAAUGCCUUUCUGUAUGUUGAAAUGCUAUGAAAAAAAUGAAGGCAAAUUCCAUCACAGAAAAGAUGAAGGCAGAUAGUAGCUGAGACAAUAUAGUGGUCAAUUUAUAGCUCAUAGCAGCAGAUAGCUUAUUUCUAUAAUACUAUGAAUUGGUUUUGUUCUGAGAAAACGCUAAGAGUAUAUUGUUUUCAUAUCUUAUUUUCCUAUUGACAAAAGAAAUUUUGCGUUUGGUUCUUCA
This is a messenger RNA of Panicum hallii, 1941 nucleotides long. RefSeq names its product ELKS/Rab6-interacting/CAST family member 1-like. The transcript is spliced from 2 exons. The record is from RefSeq and is a predicted model, not a curated record. NCBI's taxonomy places the organism in Eukaryota, Viridiplantae, Streptophyta, Magnoliopsida, Poales, Poaceae. The coding region runs from base 31 to 1641 and encodes 536 amino acids.